AUGGGCGUGGGCACUGCAAAUGUAAACGCUCGGCUCAAUGGGCUACAAUUCGCGGCCAAAAUACAUGAGAUACUCAUCGGUGCUUCCUUAUCAUCUAUGGUUCUAUCUCUUGUUCAACACAGAAUCUUUCAGGCUGGAGUACCAAUUGGUAGUCUCUUCAUUGCAUUCAGAAUCACCGAUCUUACAUCACUCUCAAGUCCCGAAUUCUGGGCUGCUUUGACUGCUGAAAAAAGCCUCGAAGGACGUACGUCCCUUGAGUUUCUGUGUCUUUUGACAGUAUUUUCAACCAUACUGGCCGCUGUGAGUGGUCCUGCGUCUGCAAUCUUGAUGUUACCAUCUCUAGAUUGGUGGAACUUUCCCUUUUCAAAAGAUUCUUUUCCACCAGGUAGGGACUUCCGACCGUGGCUUCCGAAUGAAUCGAGUUAUCUAACAGGUACAUUCCGAGCGGAAACUAACUUUAUUGAACUAUGGCCAAAUCUUAUUGAUCGCUCAUAUUCCUAUCCUUCGAUUUGUGGGUUCAGCAAUAGGUUAUUUAUUACCGAGGAAUGUCCAGCUGGUGGUCACUCUGUUAUUCAAACGUGGGCUCUCACACAAAAACCUUCUUUCGUCGGUGAUUCAUGGAACAUUACAAUGCCGAUAACACUUUCGGAUAGCGCCUAUGAUUCCGUGGGACUCUCCGUGACUACAAUAUACAGCAAUCGUUUUAUUGAGGGCACAGGGCUCAAUUAUAAUACCAGCGAUCAUUAUGGUUCUAAAUACACGUCAAAUUGGAACCAGGAAGCAUGGUACAUGGGUCAGACGAGUUCUGUACUCGCUACUGAUGCUCUUUUAAGCAUUGCUGGGAUACACACUACUUCCGAAAAUGAAACUACCAGAUUGCAAGCAUUGGUCAAUGAUAGGAAUCCCCCAGCCCCCCAAGCAUUUGCUGCUUGUUCAGAUUUUAACUACAAUAUAUCAAAUGAUAACGGGGCGGGAUUUGAUUCUCUUGAAGGUUCUCAAUUGCCAUUCCUCGAAAAAGACCCAAGCAAUGGUCAAUACUGGUAUGCAGAAUCUAAACAGGCUUUUGAAUCAUGGAAAUCUUCUGGUGGCUGGCCAUUGGCACUAUGGAUAGCACCAACAAAUCAAAGUAUAAAUUCUCCUUCGAUAGGGGUGGUGAUAUUAAAAAAUGUUUCAAACCCUGAUGGGAAUAUGUUGAGAAUUGAAACGUGCUCUAUCUAUGCUGGCUGGCGGUCUUCUGAGCUUUUUAUCGAUCCCAAAACAGACCAAUACAUCCAUUCUCCAGAUCUUACGGAUCCUACCAAAGACAUGGAAGACUGGGCUAGCGCAAUCAACGAAUCGAGAGAUUACCCUAUGCGAAAUGUCCAGAUAGACAUUGAUUGGGCAAAUUUGGCUUUGCCCCCAAACUACACAAUACUAUCCAUUGCGCUAUCAUCCACUGGAUCUCAAGCAAUACCAUUGGGUUUAAUAGUCAGCAGUCUCAUACCGGAUGCUAUGUCAAGAAUCCGUCGGUCCGGCGAGAUUUCGAUACCAUUGAUCGGAUCUGAGGCAUCGGAGCAAACUCGUGAUCAAGACAAAUACACAUACAUCACCGUCAACCGAUUUCGAUAUGGCUACAGCUACUCUCUUCGAGGAAUCACUAGAUGGCUUGCUUUAUCCAUUCUCCUCUUACAUAUCUUUCUCGCAUUGGCGCAUACGGUGAUUAUCACACGCAUGGGAUGGACUAGUAAAAUACUGAAAUCUCUAUGCGAAAUUCUUGUUCUUGCCAUCAACUCGUCGCCAUCUAUGGUACUGGACAAUACAUGUGCAGGUAUUGACCGGCUAGAUACAUACAAGCAAAUAGUAAAAGUUAGGGAAACCUCAUUCGAGCACUUAGGGUUGGUGAUGAAUGGAGAUGAGGAUAAGCAUACCGAGAAGGUAGUGAUAGACAAGGAGUAUGGAAGUCUAGACAAGAAGGAAUUAAUGAGUAUAUAA
Botrytis byssoidea is the source of this 1971-nucleotide messenger RNA. RefSeq lists its product as uncharacterized. The transcript has a single exon. The record is from RefSeq and is a predicted model, not a curated record. NCBI's taxonomy places the organism in Eukaryota, Fungi, Ascomycota, Leotiomycetes, Helotiales, Sclerotiniaceae. Bases 1 to 1971 code for a protein of 656 amino acids.